AACAAGCCCAGUAAUGGCCGACAAUUGUCAACUGGGGGUCGAUUCUGUAUCUAAAAUAUAGUGAAAAUGCGAAAAGUGAGUAGCUCGCACGAUUCAGUAACUUUCAUCAUAGUGAAAAUGUGUGCUAUCUCACGGGAGUUUGUUCGGCAAGAAAUUUCUUGUCGAAUGGUGAGAUUCGAGUAAAAAGACUGAGAAACGAGAGAGAAACCAUAGCGUCGUGACAAUUUCAUAGAUGUGAUUUGUAACUGUUUAUAAUUGUAUCUGUUUAUAAUUUUAAGCUCGAAAAAUGGCUAUGUACAUGGCUGCUAUUUUAUUACUUGAUGAAGAGGAUGAUGCUUUUGAACGUAAUAAAAUUAUGAGAGUGACACGAAGGUUUCUCAGAAAUACAUUAGAUCCUUUCUCGGUCUCUGAUAAUGAAUUUUGUAAGCUGUACAGACUGACAAAGGAUGCAACUCGUGUGCUAAUAGAAGAAUUGGUGCCAUUUAUGCCUCAGAUAUCACGAAGAAAUGCAAUAUCUUAUGAAUUGCAGAUAUUGGCAUCAUUAAACUUUUUUGCGGCGGGAUCCUAUCAGAGAAGAGUUGGUCAAGAUUUUUUGACUAGCAUGUCGCAAACAUCAUUAAGUCGUUUUCUUUAUGCAACUGUUAAUGCACUAAAUUAUGUGAUGGACAAUUGGAUUUGUUUUCCAAAAACCGCUGACAGAAUUUAAAGAAUCAAGCAAGGGUAAUAAUUAAUAAUUCUAUGAUAUUUUUCACAAACGGUGGUUUUCCAGGGGUAAUUGGAGCAAUCGAUGGAACACAUAUAGCCAUUUUUCCACCCGAAGUUGAGAGGGAAUAUUUAUUUAUUAACAGAAUUAUUGCUAAUUCUUCCCAUAAUUCGUCCUAUAAAAAAAUAUAUUACAUUAUAUUCAUUCGUAAUUUUUAUUUGCAAUUUUUUAUUUUUAU
Linepithema humile (Argentine ant) is the source of this 941-nucleotide messenger RNA. NCBI's taxonomy places the organism in Eukaryota, Metazoa, Arthropoda, Insecta, Hymenoptera, Formicidae. The record is from RefSeq and is a predicted model, not a curated record.